AGGCGGCCGGGCAGGCAGGCAGCGCGCUCCGCGGGGGCCCGCAGGCAGCUCCCGGCGCUCGGGCGGCGGCGGCCGGCGCGCCCUCCUUCCCUUCCUCGUCCUCGCCCUUCCCUUCCUCCUCCCUCUCCCCUCGGCCCGGGCGGCGGCGGCCAUCAUGGCGGCGGGCGGCGGCGGCGGCGGCGGCGCGGGGCCCGAGAUGGUCCGCGGGCAGGUGUUCGACGUGGGCCCGCGCUACACCAACCUCUCCUACAUCGGCGAGGGCGCCUACGGCAUGGUGUGUUCUGCAUACGACAACGUCAACAAGGUCCGGGUGGCCAUCAAGAAAAUAAGCCCCUUUGAGCACCAGACCUACUGCCAGCGGACACUGCGUGAGAUCAAGAUCUUGCUGCGCUUCCGCCAUGAGAACAUCAUUGGCAUCAAUGACAUCAUCCGGGCCCCGGCCAUCGAGCAGAUGAAAGACGUAUACAUAGUCCAGGACCUCAUGGAAACAGACCUUUACAAGCUCUUAAAGACGCAGCACCUCAGCAAUGACCACAUCUGUUAUUUCCUUUAUCAGAUCCUAAGAGGUUUGAAAUACAUCCAUUCAGCCAAUGUUCUGCACCGUGACCUCAAGCCUUCCAAUCUGCUGCUCAAUACCACCUGUGAUCUCAAGAUCUGUGACUUUGGCCUGGCUCGUGUUGCAGAUCCAGAUCACGAUCACACAGGCUUCCUGACAGAAUAUGUGGCCACACGCUGGUACCGAGCACCUGAAAUUAUGCUGAAUUCCAAGGGUUACACCAAGUCCAUUGACAUCUGGUCUGUGGGCUGUAUCCUGGCGGAGAUGCUCUCCAACAGACCCAUUUUCCCUGGAAAACAUUACCUUGAUCAGCUGAACCACAUUCUUGGCAUUCUUGGAUCCCCAUCACAAGAAGACUUGAACUGCAUAAUAAACUUAAAAGCCAGGAACUAUUUGCUGUCUCUUCCUCACAAAAACAAGGUCCCAUGGAAUAGACUCUUCCCCAACGCCGACCCCAAAGCUCUGGAUUUGUUGGAUAAGAUGCUGACAUUUAACCCUCACAAGAGGAUCGAGGUGGAGCAGGCACUGGCCCAUCCCUACCUGGAGCAGUAUUAUGACCCAAGUGAUGAGCCUGUAGCUGAAGCCCCAUUCAAGUUCGACAUGGAGCUGGAUGACCUGCCCAAGGAGAAGCUGAAAGAGCUGAUUUUUGAAGAGACGGCUAGAUUCCAGCCUGGAUACCGAUGUUAAACUUUACAGGGGACCCUGACAUGCUCUGCAGGGACGUUCCUCUCCUACUUUUUGGUCCUUGGUCGUGUCCCUCUGGCCUGUCUCGGCUUCUCCACUUUUAACUCCUCGGAGCCGUUCCGAGGGGCGGCUUCUGGUAGUUGUGGCUUCUCUGCUUUUGAUGAAUUCUUUCAGCCUGAAGAAUCGUGAUUGACACUCCUGUGUGUGUUCCCCAUUGGUGACUCGUCUGAGGACACUGACUGCUCACCACUCGUUUAGUCUCCUGCUUGCUUUCCGGUUUGAGAGAUGCAGCGGUCCCGUCCACUCCUGACCCAGUGCUAGACAACUUCCCCGUGGAUCCUUGAGUUGACGCGGUAGAUUCCAUUUCUCUGACUUGGCUUCAGUCACUGGCAUCUUGUUUUAUCCUGUCGUAUUGAAGGGAGAGCUAGAUUAGAACUGUUUAGGGCACUUUACGUCAGUGACACCCCCUCGUUUGCACUUCGACUUUGAACCAUAACUGUUUACCCCAAGCAGGAAAUCAGUGAAAUCGAUCUUAAUUCGAGGUCAGCAGACCUAGCAAGUGUGUCUUUCACCUUCAUCCCAGGGAUGCCCUUAGCCUCCAUUUUCCUAGACCCAGCAUGGAUGGGUGGCUCUUUUCUUAAAGGGUGUAUGCUCUUUGUCAAGCUCCUAGGAAAUUAGGGUUCUGUUCCAAAGGCUGGAGCUGGCUGCCCUGCAGUGUUUGUGCUGGUGUCCGGUGGCUCCCUGUCCCAUUCCUGGGGGCCCUUCCAAAGCUCAUGUUAUAUGCAGUAGUGAGUGUUUACAAAAUGUAUGCAAAAAGAACUCCCCCCCAUGCCCACCCCCGACCCCCAGGGCAGCUGACUUGCUAUCUGGUGAGAGAUACACAGAGAUCACAGGGAGAGUUGAAUGAGUGGACACCUGCCCUGGAGGGAGGGAGCAGAAUGACUGAAAUGCUCCCCACCAGCCAUGUGUGUGAGGCAGUGGGUUGCUGGGAGUAGAGGAAGGGGUCCCGCUCUUCCUGCUCCUGCAGCAUGUCUGUCUCCCCCACUCUUUUCCCGACCAACCCCCCCGCCCCCCCCAAGCCGUGCCUGGCAGAACCCAGCACCAGAGUCCUCCUUCCUCAUCCUGAGGUCAUGUGCCGAGGAACCUCCCAGGUGUCCUGCCCUAUGCCGGGUACCUCUCUCCUCCCUCCGCUGCUCUCCUCUCCGUGGUGAGAAACCUGCCUUGUUCCAGAUAAUGACCGUGCCCUCGCAUGAUUGUCACUGCUUUCUGUGCACAGACGACUGUCUUAAGCGCCCCAUGCCUAUUGACGGAGACAAAAAAUCUCGCGUUACCUCUGAGUUGUUUCCCAACGAGUACCUUCGGAGAAAGAAUUCUGUUUGUAGCUUCUUGUUCCCCCUGCUCUCCUCUUCCUUGUUUAAUUUGGGCAGCGAAGGAGAAUGGAUUCUAUGAGACUGCCUGCUGAUAUGAACAGAAAUGCACUUGUAAUUCAUGGAAAUAAACUGAAGUCUGAUAUCUUCACACUAACGUUAAAAUUUAGUUUGACUUUUCUCCAGGCUAGUGUGUUUGGAUGGGCAGGUAGGCUCAGCGGCACCCCUGGGCAGAGUGCUUGCCUGCCUGAGGUGGUCAGGGAAAGGUGACUUUUGUACGAUGCCGUGCUCAGACAUCUCUCGCCCUCCGGCGUACAGGCGGAGCAUGGCCUCAGUUUUUCUCAGUCCCUAUGCUAGGUAUGAGAGAUUUAGUAGGAAAAAAAAUUGUGACCAAGAACUGUUCUCCUUUGGAUGGAAUCUUCUGUGGCAAUCUCUGAUUCCACAGGAUUUCUGUGCAUUUGGAACAAUCAGUCCCCAUCCCCUACCCCCUUAUCGAGGGCAUCCAGUAAGCGGUUAGCCGUCAAGCUUGCAGACUUUCCAGGCCUCGUCCAGCCCAACAAGAGGAUUCUCAGUCCUGUUUGCAAAGCUGAGCUGGGUCUGUGGUGUCAAAGACACUGGGCCUCUUCAUUUACUCUUCCCACACGUGCUCGGGCCUCUCCUGGGGCUGAUAGAAUUACUUCGGUGUGUGAUGGAGAUGGAACUAACACUUUGGGUUCCUCCGUUUUCAUUUCUGAAGGAGUGUGCAUGGCUUUAUUUCCCUAUUCCCCUAUGCUUUUCAAGUGGAUUUCUCUUAGAACACAAGUUUAGAACUGGAAGAUUUAAGCCAAUCCCCUCCUUGUUUUUUGACAGUGAAGAAACUUGAGGCCUACAGAGUUCAAAUGACUUGUUCAAGGUCACACAUGUAAUAAUUAGGGUCUCGAUUUGAACCCAGAUUUUCUGCCUCCAAAUUCAACACCCUUUCCUCUGGACCAGGCUGCCUCCUUUGCCUCUGUAUUUCAAGAUUGGUCUUCAGAUCCUCCUCAAACCACAGCCUUGGGGUAUCACUCAUCUGGUGCUCUGGGCAGCCAACUAAGAUGGCGCCAAGGCCUUUGGCCACUAGUUUGUAGUCACUCUUGGCAUCGGGCAUGCCAACAGAAACCCCAUUAGAAACGUGCUAAGCACGGCCUUGGUGGAAAUGCUUUCAAAUCCCACAACACCAGAUAUGCAACAAUACACCCAAACUGCUUGAGCUUUUGUCUCUGAGACCUCAGAGUCAUUUAGGGGGAUGCUCCCCAAAAGGCUUGUAGCAGUUGAGCAUGUGCACCUGGAACCACAGACCUUUAAUGCCCACGGGGGCCCUAGCGAUCACCUCAUUCGGCUCACCCGUUUUGUAGGAGAAGACACUGAGACCCGAAGGAGUUUGGCGUGGCCGUCCUUAGUGAGAGCCCACCCUGCCCACCGCUUGUUCCACCUCCCAGUUAGACCCUUUCAGAGCAGCUAGUCAGUCAGAGCUCUUUUUCUUAUGUUGAUAUAAUUUUUAAAGAACUUGGUAACUUUUGUAGUCUGUGGUCUGGUACUAGUACGUCCAUGCCUGCAUCUGCAAACGCACGUGAUCUGGGCCCUUGCGAAGUACUUUUAUAUUUGUAAAUUGAUGUUUCCGAGUAAUCCCCACUUGGUGGGAAAUAUUUUUGUAAAUGCAGCCAUUAAAAAAAAAACAAAAACUAUUGAGCUGAUCCUUUUCAAUGCACUUGGGCUUUUAAACGGCUGUGCCGGGGUUGGAAAACCAGCGCCGCUGGAGAGAGCCUCCUGCCGAGCAACCAACCCAGGACAGCCCUUGAGAAGGAGGGGCCAUCCAAAGCUGAUGGCCGCUGCGGCUGUGCUGUCCUCCCUUCCUCGGGCUGGCUCCUUGUAGGGCACUCGCCGAACACAGCCCAGAAAAAACGGCUUCGUUUGUACUUGCUUUGUCUUGUUGGUGCCUUUUAGUAUUGUACCCCUAACCUCUGCAUAAGUGACUUCAUCGAUGCUAAGUUUUAAAGAACAUGGAAAAGGGAGAUUUUUAUUAAGAAUCUGAAUGUAUAUUAUUCAUUGUAUUGUUUUAACUGAACAUUCUCUCGUGGCAUUUGUGAGCUGGUUAAUCUGUAUAAAACGACUGUAAGUAUUUCCAGUGGGCUCUUUGGAUGUUGUACACGUACCUUUGGAAAAAAACAACCUGAUUCAUUGAGUGUUCACUGCUUUUGACAUCAGAUCAUUAAAUUGUGGCCCUGUCUCACCCAAA
Molecule: messenger RNA, 4861 nt
Organism: Dromiciops gliroides (monito del monte)
Lineage: Eukaryota; Metazoa; Chordata; Mammalia; Microbiotheria; Microbiotheriidae
Gene: MAPK1
Product: mitogen-activated protein kinase 1
Exons: 9
Coding region: 155-1243 (362 amino acids)
Biological process (GO): protein phosphorylation; intracellular signal transduction
Cellular component (GO): nucleus; cytoplasm
Molecular function (GO): ATP binding; MAP kinase activity
Source: RefSeq, a predicted model, not a curated record